This is a messenger RNA of Calidris pugnax (ruff), 3471 nucleotides long. It is a transcript of the gene JOSD1, whose product is annotated as Josephin domain containing 1. The record is from RefSeq and is a predicted model, not a curated record. Gene Ontology annotation, biological process: protein deubiquitination. The coding region runs from base 800 to 1408 and encodes 202 amino acids. Gene Ontology annotation, molecular function: cysteine-type deubiquitinase activity. NCBI's taxonomy places the organism in Eukaryota, Metazoa, Chordata, Aves, Charadriiformes, Scolopacidae. The transcript is spliced from 4 exons.
GUGGGGAGGGCCGGGGUUGGGAAGGUGCGAGGCAGGCCUUGGGGCUGGUCCCUGCCCGCCGCCUGUCCUCCUCUCGCCCCCACGGGCUUUGUGCUGCCUCUUCUCAGCGCUAAUGGAGACUUCCCUUUGUCGGAGCGCAGGGUGACUUGUGAGGAAUUGCCUUCCCCGGAGCCUGGACCUGGUGGUGGUGGUGGUGGUUUUUUUUGUGGCCUAGCAAGAAGCGGUUUCCUUUCUCCAGCUUUUGGCGUCUUCUUGCCUGGAUUCAGCCAUUCCCAAGGGAAUGGAGAAAUGUAGCUGAUAAGUCCUUAACCACCCUGUGCUCCCAUAGGCAACACCAGAAGCUGGCUUCACCUUCUCCACUUUGGCACUUUGGGGGUGGGCCUGUCUUUGUUACCUGCUCUGGGUACCUUUUUAGUGACACUAUAGACAAAAGGAGAUGGAAGAAAAGGAGCGAUGUGAUAAAUCCCAGCUGGUAUCUUGAGACUAAGGGAAUUCCUAUCUUUUGACUUGGUUUUUUGUUUUGUGGUUGUUGUUUUUUUUUCCUGGGGGGAGGGAACUAUUAAAUUUUUUGAGGUAUGGGAGGAGGGAGAAAAAAUAUGUUGCAGAUCUUUAUGUGGUUUCUAAAACCAGCCAUCAGAGGCAAUUACUAAAUAAACUAAAGCACAAGAGGAGGGUUUGUGAGCUGGAAGCAGAGCUAGCCUACAAAAGAAGGGGGCAGUGGGCUGCUGUUGUGACUGUGGAGGAAGAAACUUUAGCCUCCUUCGUUUCUCACCACCUACUCUGUCCACCCUGCGAGAAAAUGAGUUGUGUGCCAUGGAAAGGUGACAAGACCAAAUCGGAAUCACCAGAGCCACCUCAGCUACCACCACUGCAUAUUUACCAUGAGAAGCAGCGUAGGGAGCUGUGUGCCCUCCAUGCCCUCAACAAUGUCUUCCAGGACAGCAACGCCUUCACUAGGGAAACCCUGCAGGAGAUUUUUCAGAGGCUGUCUCCCAACACCAUGGUGACGCCCCACAAGAAGAGCAUGCUGGGGAACGGAAACUACGAUGUGAAUGUGAUCAUGGCAGCACUUCAGACCAAAGGCUAUGAGGCGGUUUGGUGGGACAAACGCAGGGAUGUUAACGUCAUUGCCCUGUCCAACGUGAUGGGCUUCAUCAUGAAUCUGCCUUCCAGCCUUUGCUGGGGGCCCUUGAAGCUCCCCCUCAAGAGACAGCACUGGAUCUGCGUCCGGGAGGUGGGAGGCACCUACUACAACCUUGACUCCAAACUCAAGGUGCCCGAGUGGAUUGGAGGUGAAAGUGAGCUCAGGAAAUUUUUGAAACACCAGCUGAGAGGAAAGAACUGUGAACUCCUGCUGGUGGUACCAGAAGAGGUGGAAGCACAUCAGAGCUGGAGAGCUGACGUGUGACCCGAACCGACUCUGUCCUCCCACUACAGCUCUUCCCGUUUACUGAACUCCUGACGUCCUGAAACCCAGAUAAUGGGUGCCCCAACUCUUCUCAUCUGGAACUUCCUUUCUUAGGCUCUUCUCUUCCUUCCUUGGUGCAAUAGGGCAAUGGUGUAGGACACUGGGUGGGGUGGGUGGGGAAGAAUUGAGGGCAGAGCAGAGGAAACUGGAAGCCAAUCACUUCAGUCACGGUGGGCUGAUGAGCCACGUGCCCUUCAGCUAGCUAGAAGGCAUCGUGCUCUUUAAAACCAGGCUUUGGGGCUGGGUGUCUGGAGGCCUCUUGGCCUCCCUCUCCCCACGUGGCUCAAGGCAGUGUGUGGUGGGAUGUUGCUGCCUCUGGGGCUUGUCAGGGAUGAGCAGGGGCCAAGCACGCUGCUGCCUCUUCACCACCUCUCUCUCUCUCCAAAGCAAGUCGUGAAAAUGUUUGCAAUUCCUAAGGGUCUCUCAGGACGCUCUCAAACACUAGGAAUGGUACGGUGCUCAGCACGACCCUCUGCUUCUUAGGGGUGGUUUGUGCCAGGAAUGAGACAACAAUAAUAAAAACAGUGUCAUCUUUCAAGAAAUUCUUCGGGUAGCUAGAGGAUUCUUCCCCAGAGUCUCCAGGGCUUUACGUAUGUGGUGAGCGGUUGUUGUGCAGCAUGUGGCUGGCUGAGGUGACGUGGAAACAGCGAGUGCAGUGUAAUUGAGGAGUAUCGAGUUUCUGGACUGGAGAGAGGCCGUAGUCUGCUUGGGUUUCUUUGUGCUACAUUGGGAUAUUUUUUUUUUUCUUUUUUAAAAUCUGUUUUGGUUUUCUGCAUGGUCAUCCAGUAGUUUAGGGGCUGCUCGGAAAGAGGAAUGAAACUUGCAGGGGCUUUGAGAGGAAUUAAUUCCCUUUUAUUUUGCCUCUUUCCAGAAGUCUAGCCCACAGUCGCAAAUGUCAUGUGAAGUGUCCCAGAAAGAGGUAAAGUUACAAAACAAAAAUCAUCUGAGGAGGGAAGACUUUGCAACAGUCAGUUUUUGCCCUUUAUAUAGUUCCUAGCUGUAAAUGUGGGAGAUGCAGAGGGUCCAUCAGAGCCUUAGGGUGUUGGAGAGACCCUGGCCUGGUAGAUGAACCAACUUCUCUUGUAGCGUUGGCCAACAAACAUUCCAUUAAUGGACAGAUCGCUUUUUCCUGCCCUCCCUUCUGCGGGGAAGAGUGGCUAGACAUGGAGACACUAAGAGGAAUCUCCACCGGCUGCUUCCCGGUCACCUGGGCGAGCUGUAGCUCAGUCGCACCUUCCACAGCAGGAAGAGGAAACACUGAAUUGGGAACAGACUUUGUUGCAUUUAGCUCUUCCUGGCCGAUCUUCUGUUUGUUUCCCUCCGUUACGCACUGAUGUCUCAGUAAAACAGCAAUCUCCAGGACGUCACGGUGCUUGGAGGAUCCCGCUCCAUCCUGCAGGGAAGUCUCAUGACUGGUGUUGGAGCUUGCGAAAGGAGGAGGGGUUUGUAACUACCUGUUCUCAGUUAUUUUCCUCUCGAGAGCUCCACAGAGCAUCAGCGGGCGUUUGAAGCUGAGAGACCACCGAACUCCCACCUUCCUAACGGAGAACGGAGGCCACGUGAGGAGGGGACACUGAUGUUCACUGACCCCCCCCUCCCCGGACAUCUGGCAAGUGCUGUUUUGCAGUCUUUUGAGCACAGCCUCCCGCAGUCAAGGGCAAAUGGCUCUUAGGUUUUAAAGACCCGACGUUUCUAUAAAAAGUCCUAUUUCGUAACACAUUCCAAUGACCAAUACCAGCUGGCAGAGUUUUUAAACACUUUACAGGCAGGACGCGCAGCCUGCGGGCUUCCUGCUCCUGACUUGAAGCCAUUUCUUCAAGAGGGGAGGGGGGAGAGAGAAUAAAUCUCAACAGCAAUGUUUUUCUAUGCUGAUUGAAGUCGCACUUUGGAGAAAAACCCUGUUUGCAUGGAAACUGCAAGCCAACGGAUCAGUGCACAAUAUGCAAAGAUGUUUUAAAAUAUUUUGGGGCUAUUUUCCUCUCCUUGUAUGUCAGCACCUUUCC